Molecule: messenger RNA, 930 nt
Organism: Hydractinia symbiolongicarpus
Lineage: Eukaryota; Metazoa; Cnidaria; Hydrozoa; Anthoathecata; Hydractiniidae
Product: fibroblast growth factor 16-like
Exons: 4
Coding region: 99-614 (171 amino acids)
Biological process (GO): cell differentiation; positive regulation of cell population proliferation; positive regulation of gene expression
Cellular component (GO): cytoplasm
Molecular function (GO): growth factor activity; fibroblast growth factor receptor binding
Source: RefSeq, a predicted model, not a curated record
UGAAUUAAAGAAGUUUAAAAAUUUAAAGAAAGUUUGAAAAAAGGAAGACAAGUUGUUGUUUGUUUGCAAAGUGUUUCUGAGUGAAUGUGUUGUCAAAAAUGUCCAUCUAUCUCGUUCCGCGAAGUACUCACAUUCAACGAGUUAACGAAGAAAACGAAUUAGCAAAAUUGAUCAAACUUCGACUUAUGAAAUACACACGAUCAAGAAGACUGGUGAAUAAGUCUGGACUACUGCUUCAAAUGUUACCAACAGGUGACAUUUUUGCAACACAUGACACUUUUACAUUUCUUGACUUACAAGUUAUCUCUAUUGGAGCAAACAUGAUCGCCUUUUGGGGAAGAGAAUCAGAAAAAUAUCUUGCAGUAAACGAAAAGGGAGAAGUAUACGCUUCGCAACAAGAAUGUCGUGAUUGUGUAUUCAUUGAAAAAUUUACACCCACGUAUUUCAAUACAUAUGAAACGUACCACACAGUAAAUAAAUCAAUAAAAAAAUACUUAACAUUGCAAUCCAAUGGCAAGGUAACAACAUGUGCGCAUGCCUCGCGGGACUCGAUGUUUUACUGGGAAAUACCAAGCUCAAGAAGAAAUAGUUUGGCAGUCUAUGAAAAUUUGUGAAGCUUAUGCGUAUUCAUCUGUGAACAUCGCGGCACAGCCACGUAACUUCAACUAUCUGUAGUUACGUAGCCAAAAAGUCACUUUUGUACUUUUGUGAGACUCAGAAGAAGAAAUAUAGUUCUCUUGACACGACGAAACCUUUAAUAAAUGUUUGCGUAUGAAGAAAAGAGAAAGGAAGAGACAACUAGACUUUGAAACGAGUCUCAUUGUGCAGGAUUUUAAAAGAAGACAAACGUCGUUUCCAGCGAAACGAAACACAUUAGCUUGAAAUAAGAUUUAUCCUAUCGAGCUUAAAAAAAUUACUUGUUGUUGUUGU